CCUGAGAUUCUAAUUGAUUCUGACAUGGAAAUAAUGGACAGUUAUGUUGAAUGGAAUCCUUGAAAUGUCUCAAAAUUGAUAGUAAUUGUGAAUCCUGUGCAUGGUUAUUUCCUUCGGUUGUUACUGAAAAACAUCUAUUUGUGACAUUUAAAGAGUAUGAUAAGGAAAAGCGAUUGCAGUAGGCAAGUGAAGAAUUAAUUAACCUGAUUGUUCUUCUGGAUGAAAAGCUGUAGCAUUUUUAGAGCAACAUCGUACAGAAGACCAACUGGAAGUUAAAUUUAGACGGAA
This is a messenger RNA of Acanthoscelides obtectus, 288 nucleotides long. Lineage: Eukaryota; Metazoa; Arthropoda; Insecta; Coleoptera; Chrysomelidae. The record is from the annotation of a GenBank genome assembly.